AUGGCUCGAAAAAUCGUGCUCUUGGACCCGUGGCACUUUUACUUCCCCUAUAGCUUUGGGCUUAGGCUGGACGGACGGGAUGAGGGCGACGUCCGGGACUUUAUUGGCUGCUCCAACAAUCUGGCCUACCGAUUGUUGGAAACGGCCUUGGAGGCCGUGUUCGUCGCCGAGCCAUACCUUCUCACGGCUGAUGUCCCGUGUUAG
Messenger RNA from Penicillium verrucosum, 204 nucleotides. RefSeq lists its product as uncharacterized. The record is from RefSeq and is a predicted model, not a curated record. Lineage: Eukaryota; Fungi; Ascomycota; Eurotiomycetes; Eurotiales; Aspergillaceae. The transcript is spliced from 2 exons. Bases 1 to 204 code for a protein of 67 amino acids.